Messenger RNA from Phodopus roborovskii (desert hamster), 1373 nucleotides. It is a transcript of the gene Higd1a, whose product is annotated as HIG1 hypoxia inducible domain family member 1A. The transcript has 3 exons. Gene Ontology annotation, cellular component: mitochondrion. Bases 44 to 325 code for a protein of 93 amino acids. NCBI's taxonomy places the organism in Eukaryota, Metazoa, Chordata, Mammalia, Rodentia, Cricetidae. Gene Ontology annotation, biological process: negative regulation of apoptotic process; mitochondrial respirasome assembly. The record is from RefSeq and is a predicted model, not a curated record.
AGCCUCAAAAAAUUCUUUCAGGAAGACUCUUCAAGAAGUCACAAUGUCAACCAACACAGACCUUUCUCUUUCUUCGUAUGAUGAAGGUCAGGGAUCUAAGCUCAUUCGGAAAGCUAAGGAGACCCCGUUUGUCCCCAUUGGAAUGGCAGGGUUUGCAGCAAUUGUUGCCUACGGGUUGUACAGACUGAAAAACAGGGGCAACACAAAGAUGUCCAUUCACUUGAUCCACAUGCGUGUGGCAGCCCAGGGCUUUGUUGUCGGAGCCAUGACUCUGGGUAUGGGCUAUUCCAUGUAUAAGGAAUUCUGGGCCAAGCCUAAGCCUUAGAAGACGAGCUGCUGCCUUGGUCUGGGAGGUGCUUGCUUUAGUUAGACGUCUCAUAUUGAGGUUACAUGUUUGUGUCUACAAUAAAUAACAUGGGUUUAGACAAUAACACAGUAUUGUAUAUUGGCUCACUUUCUUGCCAGCUUGAUUUACCCAGUGACCAAAUUGUUGGUGACUAGUUCACUAACUCGGUCACUGGGGGCAGUCAGGUUAACACAGAAGAAAUCUGUCCCCUGGAUGUAGCUGGCAACAGUGUUCUCCUUGCACCCUUAUGAUGCGAGUUUUAAGGAGGACGGUGGACAGUCCAGACACACAGUGUGCUGCAGGGCUGGCCUUGCUUUGGAAGAUGUUGGUGAAGAAUUCAUUUAGCUUUUUUUGUCUGCCUGUAGGCUGGCUUUAGAACUUAAGGUUUUAAGGUUUAUUUAUUGGCUUCUGAAAACACUUUCCAAAGAAUGCAUGAAAAAUAAUUAACUUAUAAGCUCCCCUACAACUGAGGGAGGGCAGGGUGUGUGUGUGUGUGUGUGUGUGUGUGUGUGUGUGUGUGUGUGCAACCAGGAAAGCUGAUGAGAGCUGUAGAGUUUAUUCGGAUCAUACUUACACACAGAGUAAUUAUGGGUUCCAGUUUAGCUCUUUUAUAAUUGCAAAGUUAUAUUUUUGCUGCUUUUUAAUAGGAUAGUUCUUCAACAUCAUAUUGAAAUGGAGGUAUUUUUGUUUCUUUUUUGUGAUGCUGGGUAUUAAUGCAGGGCCUCAUGUAAGCUAAGCAAUUGCCAUUACCACUGAGCUAUAGCCCAGCAGAAGUAGGUACUCUAAAUGGUGGUACAAACGUGAUAAAGAAAAUACACAGCUUACUGUGGACAGUGUGUCUUACUUUCCCUGUAAGAAUCAUAACUACCAAAGUGCCAUAAAUGAGAGAAUGGUGGGUACGCUGUUUUUACACACAGACUUGGAUAUGCAGAAUGCUUGGUGCACUGUAAAAUCCCCAGUUCAACAGGAACUUACAUUCCACAGUGACAACAUGGCAUGUGUGUUGUUAUUAAAAUAAGUGAACACA